AUGGUGGAAAAAAUAAUUAAAAAAACCACAACUAACACAGCAUUAAAAAAGCCAGCUACUGGUAAUAAAAAACCUGUAGCUGCUGCACCCACAACAGCCACAACCAAAACCACCGCUACAAAGGUACCAUCAACUAGCCAAAAAGCCACAGAAACAAAACCAAAAACACCAGCCGCUGCUACCAAUGCUACUACUUCUACUACCAACAAAACAUCAAAUAAAAAAACUAUUAAUAAUAAUCAAUUAAAUGUUGGUGAUAAAAUUAAAGCAAUUGCAACAGAAAUUAGAAAUUUCGAAUUAGUAUUAAAAUAUAAAGAAUAUACAUGUAAAGUUCAUUGUCUUAAUUCAGAACAACCAUUUUCAAAAUUAAUGUUGGAAAAGGAAUGGGAAGGUACAAUUAUUUCAGUCGAUGAAACUGCUAAAAUUAUUAUAUUAACAUUCAACAAACCAGAACCAUUAAGUAAAGAUUUCACAGUUGGUCAAACUAUUACAGCUAUAAAUUAUGGUCAAGUUUCAUAUAACGAAAUUGCAACAUGGAUUUCACCAACUCAAAUUGGUUAUAUAGAUGUUAUUUCAAAUUUUAAAAAUUAUAAUGAUUUUGUUGAUUUUGGUCAAAGAAAAAAACCAUUUAAAUGUUUAAUUAAAUCAAUUAAUAGCGAUAAUAAAAUUUAUUUAUCAUUAAUCGAAAAUAAUCAAUUAAAUAAGAAAUUAAGUGUUGGUGACAAAAUUUUAGGUACAAUUUCAGAAAUUGGUGUAUUAUCAAUGAAAGUUAAAAUAUAUAAUAAUCUUAGUGGUGAAGUAAAAUUAAUUGAUUGCAACGAUGAAUUCAGAGACUCACCAUUUUCAAUUUAUUCAGUCGGAUCAGUUAUUAAAGUUUUUGUCAAAUCUAUUUCAAAAGAUGGUAUCAGCUUAUCAUUAAAGAAAUCAUUAUUAGGUCCAGAACACAAGUUUAAUCCAAAAUACAAGAAUAACCCAACUCAAGAAAGAGCUAUUACCAAUGUAUUUUCACAUGGUUCACAUGCAUGGGGUUAUAUUAUCGAAAAGAAUCAACAAAUUGUACGUGUUGAAUUAGCAGAUAAAUUAAAUGGUGUUAUCCAAAAUGAAGUUGUUGGUCCAUUCCAUAUGCAUCUUUGUGAGGUUGGUUCAUUAAUUCAAGUUACUGUUCUUGGUGAUCCAAAAGUUGAAGGUUCAAAUCAAGUUUUAAAUUGUUCCAUUCGUAUCGAUAAAAAGAUCACCCUUCAAACAUUAAAAACCGACGAUAUCUUACCAUUGGAGGUUACUAGAGUUGAAACUUUUGGUCUUUUCGUUCGUCACUCCAACAUUACAGCAUUGGUUCACAUCAAAGAAUCAUCAGAUGAAAAAUUAACACCAGAACAAUUAGCUCAAAACUUUAGUGUAGGCGAUUUGGUUUUAGGUAAAUGUAUAGGUCAAAAAUUCUCCAAAGAAAAGAAUAAAAACUUUUUCAAUUUCUCAUUAAAACCAGAGCAUUUCGUUGAUGUCGAUACUGAAAGCUAUUUCAAAGUCAGCUGGGAUAACCAAGACCCAACAGAAGAGCAACAAUCAAUCAAUACUCAUAUCAGUUUAUCAGUUCAAUUAAAAUCAAUUCAAUCUAUUAAACCAUAUUUAGUUGAAAAGGAACAAAAGAAAGGGGAAUUAUCAGCCAAACAAUUACAACAAAAUUUAAAUAAUGACCAAGAAGAACAACAACCAUUAGAAGAAGCUGAAGACGAUGAAUUUAAGUCUACCUCAUUAUUAUCAUUAGAAGAUUCAAAGAAAAGAAAGAAGGACGAAACUGAUGAAGCUGAUGAGUUUGAAGAGAACCAAGUUGUCGAUAAAAAGAAACAAAAAACAGAGAAAGAAAAAUCAAAAAAUAAACAAGAAGAAGAAAUUAAAGAAAGAGAAGACCUUUUAGCAGAUCACAAUGUAGCACCAGAAUCACCACAAGAUUUUGAAAGAUUACUUUUAGGUUCACCAAAUUCCUCAUACCUUUGGAUCAAAUAUAUGUCAUAUUACCUCAGUCUCUCUGAAAUCAGCAAAGCUAGAGAAACUGGUGAAAAAGCAAUUAAAAAGAUUUUAGCCACCGAAGUUUUAGAACAAAGAAAUAUUUGGAUUGCUUUAUACAAUCUUGAAAACCUCUAUGGUACAGCCGAAACUCUCUUAAAGCUUUUCCAACGUUCUAUUCAAUAUCAAGAUCCAAAAACAAUGUAUUUAACUAUUAUUCAAAUUUUAGAAUCAACCAAUAAAGUCGAACGUUGUGAAGAGUACUUCAAAAUGCUCUUUAAGAAAACCAAAUCAAGCGCUAAAAUCUGGUGUCGUUACGGUGAAUUCCUUUUAAAGAAUCAAAAAUUAGACCAAUUCAAUGGUGUCCUUUCAAGAGCCUUAGAAUGCUUACCAAAGAAGAAACAAAUUAAAGUAAUCAAUAAAUUUGGUCAAUUAGAAUACAAAUUAGGUGAUGUAGAAAGAGGUAGAACCAUCUUCGAAGGUUUAGUAUCCAAUUAUCCAAACAGAACCGAUAUUUGGAAUAUUUAUUUAGAUAUGGAACUCAGAGAUAAAGAAUCAAUUAAAUCAAACAAAGAUCUCAGAGAUAAAAUCAGAGAGCUCUUUAACCGUACUGUUAACUUGAAGGUAUCAGAUAGAAAUAUUAAACAAUUCUUUAAAAGAUUUUUAACAUUUGAAAAAGAUUUUGGUAAUCCAAGAUCAAUUGAUGAUGUUAAAAAAUUAGCUUUAAAAUUUGUUGAAAAUAAUUAA
Messenger RNA from Dictyostelium purpureum, 2748 nucleotides. RefSeq lists its product as uncharacterized. Gene Ontology annotation, cellular component: small-subunit processome; nucleolus. The record is from RefSeq and is a predicted model, not a curated record. Gene Ontology annotation, biological process: rRNA processing. NCBI's taxonomy places the organism in Eukaryota, Evosea, Eumycetozoa, Dictyosteliales, Dictyosteliaceae. The transcript has 2 exons. Gene Ontology annotation, molecular function: protein binding; RNA binding. The coding region runs from base 1 to 2748 and encodes 915 amino acids.